Molecule: messenger RNA, 5234 nt
Organism: Daktulosphaira vitifoliae (grape phylloxera)
Lineage: Eukaryota; Metazoa; Arthropoda; Insecta; Hemiptera; Phylloxeridae
Gene: chinmo
Product: zinc finger protein chinmo
Exons: 7
Coding region: 1060-2277 (405 amino acids)
Biological process (GO): regulation of transcription by RNA polymerase II
Cellular component (GO): nucleus
Molecular function (GO): protein binding
Source: RefSeq, a predicted model, not a curated record
GGGGCGGCGGGAGGUACUUGGCGUUUUGCGAGAGAGAGGGAAGUACGGAUCUAUUGCGAUUUUGCGCGUGCGUGCAUUUGCUGUCGGACGCCGCUUUUGUGUGCGGCGUGGUCGUCACCCUCCGUCGCCACUGCCGCCACCACAGCCGAUGGGACGCCGGCGCGCGCGGUAUGCGAAUAGUGAUAGCAUUAAAUAGAAGUGGAGGGAUGGCGGCGUGUCCGGGCGGGGAUCUAGUGCCGUUUUCGACCGAUGCAAAAACGUCAGCGCGCCAAACUUCGCGACUCAUCGGUUCGCCUACAGCCGCCGCCACUGCUGCUGCAUUAUGCCAUUUUCGCCUUCCGGCCCGCAGCCGCCGCAGCCUGUGCUAAAACUAGUGAGUGCGUGUGCGUGAGCGUGUGUGCGCGCUAAACGAGUGCGUUUUAUUUUUCCCCUCGAACAUACUUUGUAUCGCUAGUAAAAUAUUACACUCCGUUUGUUCUAAUAAAAUAAUACAAUAUUUAAUAUAUUACACACUUACCGGUAACUGUUUCAUAUAAAAUUAAUAAUAUUAAAUAAAUUCAUUAAUACGGUCGAUAUUCAUAAGGUCCCCCUCCACUUGGUGCACGAUUGCAAUUUUUUUUCCUACAAACGUUAUGCGUCUUACGGCGCAGCCUUCGUUGUUGUCGCCGCCGCCGUCGUCGUCGCCGUCGCCGUCGCCGCCAACGCCGCGUACACAUCGUUGUAAUUGAAAAAAAAAUUCUUAAUAAUUAUUUCAAAGUAUACAAAUUAAAGUUAUUUUGUAUGUAUUUUAAAUUAACAUAUUAAAUGUUUUUGCGUACGUUUUGUGCAUAGUGUACCUCAAUAGUUAAAAUAGUAUUUAAUACUUAUCAUCGUGUAUCGUGUGCGCCGCGGGACUUAGUCAAGAGUUGCGUCCAAAGUUUUGCCAAGACCUCAAUAAAUUUUGGACUUUUGGCCCAUCUACCUCAUUGCCAUGUACAUUUGACGGAUUUGUUGGCGAAAAAGUUUGUUAACUGAUUACUGUUAUGAAUAUUUAAUUAUUGUCUCAAAAAAAAAACUGGAAUGGACCCACAUCAACAAUUUUGCCUCAAGUGGAAUAGUUUUAGUAAUAACUUAGUGACUGCAUUUGACAGCCUUUUUAAAUCAGAGAGCCUAACGGAUGUUUCGCUAUUUUGCGAAGGAAAAACAUUCAAAGCUCACAAACUAAUCCUGGCAGCAUGUAGUAAACAUUUCCAAGAAAUAUUUGAAGCUACACCUUUGGGAUCUAGUUUAAUAGUUAUUCUCGAUGGAACAUCUUCUACGAACAUGGAAUCAUUGCUUGAGUUCAUGUAUCGCGGAGAAGUCCAAAUAUCUCAAGAUAGGCUCUCUAGUUUCUUAAAAACAGCUGACCAUUUACAAGUCAAAGGCCUGUCAUUUGAAUAUGACAAAUUCUCACUGACAAGUCAACGUGAACAAUUUAACAGUGAAAACAAAACACCUAUAGAUUCCCCUCGGCCGACCCGGCAACAAAACGGAUCGGAAGAGGUUCAGUUACAGUCUACCUCAUUUAGUCAUAUCCCUUCUUUUAUAAACUCACAUUAUCGUCAAGCUAGCAAUGCACAUGGUGAGCAGCAUCCUCCAUCGCCUGAUCCCCAAAGAAAUAAACGUUCACUUCAUAGUAGUCCAAACUCUACACCGGUCUCGGACACUCUUGGAGUAAGAGAAUCAGUUUUACGAAAUGGUUCGAGACCAGAACCUCCUCUUUCUCUAACUUAUCCGCCGACGACCCAUAUGGAUAAUUCACAUCAGUCCCAAACAAACAAUUCAGGUCCUGUAGAUGCUACCACAUCUUCUCACCAUUAUCGCAAUAUUACCAAUGAUUGUGGAGAAGAUCUGCGAAUAAAAUCUGAACCUGUAGCUCCACCAAAUAUUGGAGAUUUACAUCCUCAGGGUACAGGUUUAACAAAUGAAUGGAAAACACUUGAUAAUGGGAAAACACCAUCAUCUCCUUCAAAUCAUUCUUGGAAAAUGGAUCCUUGUCAUAAAAAUAUUGUGACAACUGUUACAGCUGAUGGUAAAAAACUGCAGUGUCCUUAUUGUGAACGAUUAUAUGGCUAUGAGACAAAUCUUAGGGCUCAUAUUAGACAAAGGCAUCAAGGUAUUCGUGUGCACUGUCCAUAUUGUACUCGAACGUUUACACGGAAUAACACGGUGAGAAGGCAUAUUGCUAGAGAACACAAAACGGAAAUCGCGGUGAAAUCUAAUCCUGCUUUUCCUCAAACGGCGAAUAAUAACCAAUAACUUUACCAAAUUUACCUCUUUCCCUUACCCAAAAAACUUGUUAUCCUAAUACCUUAUCUACCUCUCGCUAGACAUAGAUUAUAAUAUUUAUCACCAGGUCAAUAUGAAAUAUUCUGGUACAUAAGCAAACUGCAGGCUAACUGCCCUUAAAGUACAAAUGUAAACCAUAAACACUUCUGUAACUAUUAAGACUGAUAAGGAUAGUGUUAGUUUUUAGGUGAAAAUACAUUUUUAUGACACUAUCCUUAAUAUAUAACUUACCUCAAUGAUUUUUAUGUUUUAUAUAUAUAUUUAUAUAUAUAACUCAUAAUACAUAUAUAUAAAUUUACAAUUACAUAUAUAUUAUUUAUAAAUAUGAAUAUAAAUAAAAAUGUUAAUGUUUAUUCUGUAGAUUGCUUAUGUGUCCAUAAGAUACCUUAAUAUCACAAAGUUAGUUAAGUUACAAUGAAAGCAGCUCUCUUGUUGUGUAAAAAACUAUUAUUAAAAAUGAUUUUAUUUCUACAUUUAUUUAAUGAUUUUAUUGAUGCAUAUUUAUGUACACUUAAAUAAUUGAUUAUGAAUGGUACAUUUUUAGUAAUACUUAUUUGAGAAUUAAUGAAUUCAGUAAUUUUGUUGAUAAUAUUAUAUAGUGAUAUAGUUGUUGUUAUUAUUGCAUUAGAAUGAAUUCAAGUUUAAUUGAAACUAGUUUAAAAUGAAACUAUUAUCUUUUUAAUUUUUAUUAUGUAUUCAUACAAUGAAAUAAGUAUAUAUGAAUGAUGAUUUUAAAAUUUCUAUAUAUUUAAAAACCAUUCGUGAAUAACAUUAAAGUCAAAAUUCUCAUUAAAAAAACUAAACUUUUCAAUGAUUUAAUAAAACUACUAAAAAAAUUAUUCAUUGUAAAAAACAAGCGUAAAGCUUACAUUAUAUUUUAUCUUAUAUUACACAUUUUAUUCCAUCAUAGAAUUUAUUUCUCAUAAGUAUCUCUAAAUGAUAUUUAUAAUACAGUAUUGUACAUUGUUGAAUAUGUGUAGGUUAUUAUUAUUUUUUCAAAAUGUACCUGAUAAAAGUAGUGUUUCAUACAUUAUCUUUUAAUGACAAAUUUCAUCAUUGAAAUGUACCAUUCAUUUUCCAAAUUGAAACAGUUUAUUUCUUAAUACUAGUCAUAAUAUUGUUGCACUAGUCACAAUAUGAUUGAAACCAGAAUUUAUCCUUUUUGUAUUAUACACGCUUAAAAGUCCAAAUUUAUUUUUACACCUCAAGACCCUCAUUAUAAUAAAAAUUAAGUGUAUUUUUCAAAAUUUUACCAUCAUCAGUUGUUGUAAAAUUUAUAUUCGACAUUUCUGGUAUUAAAAAAAAAAAAUUUUUACUCUGUUAAUACUUGAAUUUGUUUCUUAAAUAUAAUUGAUAAUUUUUAAUGAAGUUAAAAAAUUUAACGACUUGUUUCAAUUUAAUGUACAAAUUUUAAAUUAAGUAAUACUUUAUAGUUAAUAAAGUAAAAAGAUAAUGUCUAUUAUAGAUUAUAACAAUUAUAUAAUAUGAAGUGAGGCGAAUAGUGAUCAAGUCUCAAGUCAUAAUGCACUUUCCUUUUCGCCUCUAUAGUGUUAAUGUAACGAUAGUACAAGUAUUUUUUAAUACCACAUGUUAUAGUUUUAUUAGAACGUAAGAUGUUUUAUUGUUUAUUUUGUUAUUUAAGCAGUUAAGAAUUUUAUUAUGCGUUUUGCCGGUAAUUAUAAAUAAUUACACAACCUUUUUGAUGAUUAUAGUAGCUAAUUAUAAGAAUUAAUGCAAAAUCAAGAACUCCAAUUUAAUGUAAUAUUUUUUCUUUUUAUGGUAAAGUAAUUAUAAUUGGAAUUCAAGUGAGCAUUAAUUUAAUUAAUUUUCAUCAUCUUUUAAUUAUUAAUUAACAAAAUAAUUUUUGAUUUUUGGAUAUUAAAUUUUAUAUGGUAUAAUAAUCAAGUCAUUCUUAUUUUGUUUUUUUAAUUCAAACCAAGUUAUUCAUAGUUAUUAAAUUUAAUUGUUCUGAUUGUUACAUGCAUUUUAUUGUAUGAUAAAUUAAUCUAUUAUUUUUAUUUUAUGAUACAUAUAUAUUUAAUUUUUUUUUUUUUUGUUAGUGAUAAUUGAAACAAAACAUUUACCUUGCUUGGUACAUAACUCAAAGUACAAUUUGUGGUGUCUUAAGUAAUGAUUAUUAGUAAAACAAAAAUAAAUAGAUAGAAUAUUAUUUGGGGAAUUUUUUGCACUAAAAUGAAGUGCAGACAAUCUGUAAAGUUUGUUCAGUAUUCUGUUAUAAGUUAUGACAUUCCACGAUAAGUGUUAAAAAUUAUCCUUUGUUGUUAGCUAAACAUCACUUUAAGAAUAUUAUAAAAUAAUAUUUUUAAUGACAUAUAGUACAAAUUGACUACCUCCACUUUUAAUAAGUUUUAGAGUAAUUAAAUUAUAUAAAAUUAGGCUAAUAUUAUUAUCUAAUUCAUAUCUAUAGGGUUUUUUUUAAGCAAGUUCUUUUAUUAAUCUUAUUAUUAUUACUAUCAACAUUUAUCAUUGUUUCCUAACCCAUCUACCUCUGUUUUAUUAUUUUUUUUAUUAUUAUUAUUGUAGUUAUAUAAUAUUAUUAUUUUUAUUAUAAUUAUAAUUAUUAUUAUUAUUAUUAUUUCGUAUGGAAAUGUGAGGAAUAUUAUAGUACAAAAAGUGCAAAGAAUUCCUCUGUUAUUCUUUUUUUUUUAUGUAUAAAAUUAAUAUUAUUAGUAAUUAAUAUAGGAAUUAAUUGUGUUAUAUUAAUGUUGCUAAAUUGUAGGUAUUUUGUUAGUGUUUGAAUUUAUUCCAUGUGUCACCGUUUUAAGUAAAUAUUUAAUCUAGUGUGUAAGUUUUGCUGUGAUUAUUCUGUUUAUACCAAUUGUAUAGUUUCACUGAAUCAGCCAUUUAUAUUCUUUUUUAAAUGUAUUUAUUAAUUUGUUGUUUACAAUAAAACUGCUUGCAAAUCA